Molecule: messenger RNA, 2592 nt
Organism: Danio aesculapii
Lineage: Eukaryota; Metazoa; Chordata; Actinopteri; Cypriniformes; Danionidae
Gene: rnf141
Product: ring finger protein 141
Exons: 6
Coding region: 145-813 (222 amino acids)
Biological process (GO): protein autoubiquitination
Molecular function (GO): ubiquitin-protein transferase activity
Source: RefSeq, a predicted model, not a curated record
ACGCCAUCACUUCGCGUCAAGGGUUUCUUGUUAUCAUCUUGCUGGACAUCUCGAAUAUUUGUUUGGAUAAAACAAAUGCCAACAGGACCUGCAGUGGUGAAUGAGGUCUAGAGUUAACAGAGCAGCCCUCCAUUUGGAGCCAAGAUGGGCCAGCAGCUUUCUGGCCAAGCAGUGACCCGAUUACCUGAGAAACUGAUCAAACAUGUGGGGCUGGUGCGGGACAGUGGAUAUCUCACCUAUGAUGAGUUCUUGGGUCGUGUGGCAGAGCUCAAUGAUGUAACUGCUAAACUCGCCUCUGGACAAAAGAAACAUCUAUUGUUUGAAGUGCAGCCUGGAUCUGAUUCCAGUGCUUUGUGGAAAGUUGCGGUUAGAAUAGUGUGCACCAAGAUUAACAAGGAGGAUGGAAUGGUAGAGGCAUCUCGUAUUAUGAAUUUGUACCAGUUUAUCCAGCUCUACAAAGACAUCACUAGUCAAGCAGCUGAAGUAUUUAGUUCAAAUGUGGCAGCAGAGGGAUCAUCUGAAGACACCUGCCAGGCCAGCAUGUGGAUGGGCAGGGUAAAACAGUUGACUGAUGAGGAAGAAUGCUGUAUCUGCAUGGAUGGUAAAGCAGACCUUAUUCUGCCCUGUGCGCACAGCUUCUGUCAGAAGUGUAUUGACAAGUGGAGCGGCCAGAGCCGAAACUGCCCCGUCUGCCGGAUUCAGGUGACAGCUGCCAAUGAAUCAUGGGUCAUGUCGGAUGCCCCCACAGAGGAAGAUGUAGCCGGGUACAUUCUCAAUCUUGCGGAUGAAGCUGGUCACCCACACAGACCUUAAAAAUCAAACACUGUGCCACUCUCAUACUCACCAUCUCCCCAUAAUAGACCUAUAAAUAGUUUUCAUAGAGUGACUGUGGGUAUUUGUUGCACUAUGUAUUGUCACUCACUGGAGGCAAUAACUGCUGAUCGUUUAAAUUUUAAACACUUUUAGGUUUAACGCAUCAUGUUAUAAUCGAUUCAUAGACUGUAGACGUAUUUAGGAUGACAACAUGUAGCUGUAGCACAUCAUGGCCUCGUCACACUUGCUGUUUUAUCUGGUUUGUGAAGUAAUUGCACUUAAUUGCGUUCGUUCCGUAAAGGCCUUGUAAUACCUAACAAAAAGCAUCACAGUGUCGGCACGUGCAACAGUUUAGUAGUAUUGACGCUGUAAUUAAGUAACGCUGACUGUACAGUUGAUGUGCUUUAAAUUCUAAGGUUUAACAGAAUAACUGUAGUGAUUUAUUUUGACAAAUGCGUACGUUGGACUAACUUUAAAGCGAUAGUACAUCUUUUUUCAUUUACACACCGUUCAAUUGCUCCAAAACGGUUACUUUAUUCUGUCGAACACUAGAAGAUAUUUUGAAGAAUGUUUGAAACCAGUAACCAUUGACUUUGAUAGUGUAUUUAUUUUGCAACAGAUGACAAUGGCUACCACACUUUAAAAAAUAUCCAUAAAUUAGCAGUUUUCUGAAUUUUGUGAUAAUUUUUUUUUAUUUUUCCCUGUUUAUUUAUGCUUUUGAAUUGCAUUAUGGGACAUUGAUCUUUGCUGCAAAAACUUUUAAUCUUGGAAAGUUCGAAAAAAGUGACUUUUAUUAACAUUUUUAAUAGUUUAAAGUCCUAUAUUUGUCAGGGUUGGUGUUGUAUAUUAUGGUACAAAAACCUUAAACUUAAACUGCCAGUACAUUGUUAUUUUACAUGCUAUUUUACAGACUUAUUUCCCUCUAUAUAUCAUUUCGUAUAAAUUAUAUUAUUUCAAACUACAAAAAUAUCAAUAAAAGUCACCUCAUUAAAUGGUAGAGUUGAAAUUUCAACAUCAAAAGUCGACACAACAGAGAUAAAAGUCUCAUAGGGAAAUUCACAACCGUAAAUAAACUAAAAACACUUGUGAAUCAUAAAAUACGGAUGUUUUUACAGUGCAGUUUCCAACAUUAUUCAAAAUAUAUUUCGUGUUGAACAGAGAAAAGCGGGGGUGAGUACAUUUAAAUUUUUAGGUGAACUGUCCCCUUAAAAAUAGGGCAUGAUGAAUAUUAUGAACCAUAAUUGCAACUAAUCCGCAUUUGCUUGUUUUCUUUUAAAGCUAAAUGAGUUGCAAAUGAAAUCUUUAUUUUUUUAGGGCAUCUCUGACACUUUCAGUGGAGGUUAGUUACCUUUUAGCUGUUUUCCAGUGUGAAAUCCUCUACUGUUCAUUUCAUCCUGCACUAUUUUCUGUGACGAGAGAGACUGUGAAUUUUGUUGGUUUUGGAAAUUCACUUGUAUUAUAAAAGAUAUGUAUAGACGGAUCUUUAUAAAUAAGUCUAAUUUUGUGUGGCAGUAUAUUAAGAGUUAAUCCAGUUUAUCAAGAUCGACUAAUCUAGUUUUAAACCGUUUCUGGAAUAUUCUCACAUAUUUAUAGAUGCUGGAUUGAAUGUCAAUAGUUUUAUCCAAAUGAAAAUGACACUUGUUGCUGCUUCCUUUCUCGUGGUGUUAAUUUGAUGGAGAAUUCUUUUAAUUCUUGACUGAAUUGGGAUGUUUGGUGUUCUCUGGUUUCCUCUUCCUGUGUAUAUCUCCAAUAAUAAAAUAAAUCAAGUAUUUUGUUUUA